Molecule: messenger RNA, 1068 nt
Organism: Acanthosepion pharaonis
Lineage: Eukaryota; Metazoa; Mollusca; Cephalopoda; Sepiida; Sepiidae
Source: the annotation of a GenBank genome assembly
AUGGUGGAAACAUAUCAUUUUCGUCAGAGGUAUUUCUCUCUCUCUCUCUCUCUCUCUCUCUCUCUCUCUCUCUCUCUCUCUCUCUCUCUGUGUGUGUGUGUGAAAUUUUCUUUCUUUUCUCCAUUUUUUUCUCUUCGUUUUUUUCGACUUUCUUCCAUUUUAACAGCAGUAUUUUAUUCACAUUUCCAAAAGUAUAUGAUCUUUCUGUCUUUCUCUUCUCAAUUUUUUUUUAUCUGUUCCCUUCAUUUUUUUUUUCUAUUUCCUUCCAUUUUUAACAGCAUAUGUUCUUUCGGCUUUUCUUCUUUUUUUUUUCUUUCUUUUACUUCUUUCUUUUUUUCUUUUCCAACAGAUUUCUUAUAUCUUUUCCUUUUACUUUUUUCUUUCAUUUCUUCUCUCUUUUCAAAAAUGUUCUUUCUUUUUUCUUCCUUUUCUCUUUCUUCGUUUACCUUUAUACUUUCUGUUUUCUACUUUCUUCCUUUUUUAGGGGCAACUUUUUCCCUUUUUCCUUUCUUUAUUCUUUCCUUUUUUCAUUCAUUUUCAUUCCUUUUUCCUCUUACUUUCUGUUGUUUUUUUUUGUUUUUGUUUUUUUCUUGUUUUUUUACUUUCCAACUUAUUUCUGUUCUUCUUACUUUUUCUUUCAUUUUUUUGGUCUUUUUAGUAAUUUUUCUUAAACUCUUUCUUUUCCAAAACCCAUUCUUCAUUGUUUUCGAUUUGUGUCCAACUUUCAUUAUAUUGAUUCAAUCAUUUAAUUUUUCAUCCCACUCAUUUUGUCUUUCCUUUUUUUAUUUUUUCCCAAUCAGUCUACAUUCCUUCAUUUCUCGUUCUUCUUCUAUUCAUAUUCUCUUAUCAUUUUCACCAUUUCUAGCUCUUUUCUUCCUUCAUUUUACUUUCUUUUUUUUCUUCUUUUCUUUCUUUCUUUCUUUCUUUCUUUCUUUCUUUCUUUCUUCACAUGUUUCUCCAGUUUUUCUUUCUCCCAUUCUCUAUUUCUUUUUAUUUUCUGCCUACUCUCUAUUUCUCUAUUAUCUUUUCUUUCAUCCUCCUCUUCUUUUUCCUUUACAUUAUUUCUAA